Messenger RNA from Botrytis cinerea B05.10, 1457 nucleotides. RefSeq lists its product as hypothetical. Gene Ontology annotation, molecular function: carbohydrate binding; isomerase activity. The transcript has 2 exons. The coding region runs from base 272 to 1246 and encodes 324 amino acids. The record is from RefSeq and is a predicted model, not a curated record. Lineage: Eukaryota; Fungi; Ascomycota; Leotiomycetes; Helotiales; Sclerotiniaceae. Gene Ontology annotation, biological process: carbohydrate metabolic process.
GACUCGUCCCUCACUUCAACACUUUACACCGCACCUGAAUAACUUCACAAGAUACUCAUCUCUCAGCUUGUUAUACACAGCUGAUACAAACGCGCUUUACGUUGGUUUCAUUCCACUUGCAGUUACGUUACACACACAGAAGUAUAAAUACAUCGAAAUAUCCCACCUGGUUGAUAAGAUCUCAUCCAUAGCUAGCUUCUUUCAUCGAUCAAUUUACCCCUCAUUUGACCUAACAAUACCCAACUCAAUCAUCCACGCAACAAUCUCAACAAUGGACCGACCCAAGAAGCCAUCUGCUCUCUCUGCCACUCCAGGCCUCGCACCACACGCCCAAAUAAAUACUACUCAUUCCAAUUCCCGUGUCUCCGCCGUUCUCCCCACCGGCGAAUCAGUCGAAAUCCUUCUUUACGGCGCCACAAUCAUUAGCUGGAAAGAUGCUGCCGGAACCGAAAAACUUUGGCUCAGCGAAAAAGCGGCGCUCGACGGUACAAAGGCUGUGCGUGGUGGUAUCCCUCUAGUAUUCCCGGUGUUCGGAAAGGUAGAGGGCGAGGAAGGUAAAGCGAAGGGUGUCGAUACUUUACCUCAACAUGGUUUUGCGCGCAAUUGUAGAUGGGAGUUUUUGGGAAAGAGCACUAGUGAGAGCAGCACUACUAAGGGUGGUGAUAGCAGUGUGAAGCUGGACUUUGGUUUGAGUGCCAGUAAUUUACCGGACGAGACACGAAAGUUGUGGGGUGGCGAGUUUGGGUUGAUUUAUAGUGUUACGCUCGGCAGAGAAGGUCUUGCGACUAGCAUGGUGGUUAGAAAUGAGGGUAGUACAGCUUGGGAGUUCCAGAUCUUGAUGCACACUUAUUUGAAGAUCCAGGAUAUCUCCCAAAUCUCCAUCACAGGUCUCGAGAAUGCUACAUAUGUCGACAAACUCACCGAACCAAUUUCUACAAACACCGCUCCAACCGAUCCUCUCACCAUCUCUGCCAAAACCGAUCGUGUUUACACUCCUGCCGGCGGUCCAUCCACUGAAAUAAUCGUUUCCGAGGGAGGAAAAAAGAAAUACACAGUCGCGAGAGAUAACAUGAACCAAGUUGUCGUUUGGAACCCUUGGAUCGACGCCAAGGAUAUCGGCGAUUUUGCUCCAAAAGAUGGAUGGAGAACCAUGAUUUGUGUCGAGGCUGGAUCUGUCAGUGGAUGGCAAAAAUUGGAGGCCGGAGAGACUUGGGAAGGUGGCCAAAUUAUCACAAUUGCUAACUAGCAAUUCAUGGGUGCAAUGAAUAAGCUACCACGCAUGUAAGCAUGUUUUUGGACGAAAAUGGGAGUGAGUUUCUCUAUUUGAGCGAGCUGAAACUUGAGGGCGCUAUUUUGUGCUAUGCAACGUAAUGAAUGCAAUAUUUGAUGAAAUGGGGAAUCUAAACCGCCUCGUUUGGUAGAGAUCUCGUUAGAUAAAGGAAUCAAUUUGGUACUCA